Messenger RNA from Closterium sp. Naga37s-1, 6708 nucleotides. NCBI's taxonomy places the organism in Eukaryota, Viridiplantae, Streptophyta, Zygnematophyceae, Desmidiales, Closteriaceae. The record is from the annotation of a GenBank genome assembly.
AUGGCGGGGCGCGGCGACGACGACGAAUGGGACGAUGACGUUCCGCUGGGGGGUUCUUUCCGCGGUCCCGCUUCCGCGCCUUCCGCCGCGCGGAUCCCUCCCUCGGGGUUCGCCGCAGGCGGCAGAGGCGUUGGCGGAAGGGGGAGCAUGGACGGCGCGCGCGGGCAGGGUAGGUUUCGCGGCAUGCUUCCCGCUAUUCCGCCGAAUCCGCUUCACGGGGGAUCUCCGUUCCCCCGUCCGCCCGCUGGUUCCGGCAGCACAGGCCACACCGGCCAACGCGCCCCCUCUGCCCAUGCCAGCCAUGCUGCCAGCUAUGCUGCCAGCAAUCCUGAUAAAAUUAGGGUUGGGGGAAUGGACGAGUAUAGGGGUGGCCAAAGGGGCUUAAGCGGGUUGGGAGGCGGGGGGGAACGGAGAGGGGAGGGCAAGGUGGGCGGGAGAGCCGUUGACGUGGGGGGAGGCUUGGCGGGUGAUUGGGAGGGCGAGCAGCAGGAGAGACGCUACAACCCGUUUCACCAGCAGCAGCAGCAGCAGCGGCAGCAGCAACAGCUAGAGUAUUUAGAGGAGGGCGCGGAGGAGGGGGACGAAGAGGCGGAGGGGGAAGAGGGGGACGAGUCAGAGGAAGAUGUUCCGCUCAACCAGCGCAGGGGGGGCGCGCAGCACAGCGCGGAUGGGGGCGACGGGGGGCCGCUGGCGGGCAGAGGCGCAGCGGGAGGAGUGCCUGCUCCAGGGGGGGGCGCUGGGCGCGGGAGGGGGCGGGGGAGAGGACGAGGAGGGGGAAGAGGGGCGGUGGGGGGAAGGGGAGGCGGGGAUAGCUUGGGGGGGGAGGGGGGCGCGCCUGCUGCUCCCCUGAAGCGCAAGUCGAGUGGGCCACUGCCUCCCCCGCCACACCCAUCCGUGCGCCAGCAGCAGGGGCUUCUUGAAAACGAGGAUGCUUAUAACGGAGAUGGAGUGCACGGAGAUGACUCUAUAGCGAGUGAAAGCGCCCCUGGCAGGCACUCCGGCAGUCCAGGGAAGGGGCUGGGGAGAGGACGGGGGCGGGGCAGGGGCAGGGGUAGGGGCAGGCUUGGGGGAAGGACAGUGGAGGAGGGGGAAGCGGAAGGGGGAGGAAGGGGAGGACAAGCAGGAGAGUUGGGGGGAGAGGGAGGGGGUGACGUUCUUGGGGAGAGUGGUGGUCUUUUGUCCCCUUGGCGGGGCAGGGGGAGGGGGAGGGGGAGGGGAAGAGGAAGGGGAGGAGGGCGGGGGAGGGGAGGGAGCGCUGCAGGGAAAGAGGCGAGUGAGGAGGAAAUAGGGGUGAGCAGUGAGUGGGAGGAAGGGGAGGGGUAUGGGCGCAGAGGGGACGCGUAUGGAGACAGGCAUGGCGGGCGGUAUAACGAGUCAGCAGCGGCGGAGAGAGAGGAGUUUCCAGGGCGGCUGCGACUGACUGAGGAGGCACACUCGCCCUUCCCCCUGCUGCCCCCGCCCCCCACCCCUCCUGCUGCAGACCCAGCAGCAGAGACAGGCACAGGCCGCGGGCACACCCUGCAGCUGCAGCGGCAGGAAGAGGAGCAGCAGGAGGGGCAGGAGCAGAAGCAGGGCAAGCGGGCAUGCGACACGGCGUCAAGUCUGGCUGCUCGGUUUGCAGCUGCCAUGAGCGCGGGUGCUGCAGGGGAGGGGUCGCUGGCGGACGAGGCAGCUGCCAUUGCUGCCGCCCUGCCCGCGCCAAGGGUGUGGGACCAGACGAGCCUGGACAGGAUCUCGACCGUUGAUCGCGAGGAGAAGAUCCGACGGCUGGAGUCGCAGUGCAUGGACGAGUGUGUGCAGCUGUGCCGCGACCUCAUCGUGCGCCAACGCCUCUGGCACCAGGACAUAGUGGAUGCGGGCAAGCCGCUGCCGCCCGUCAAGCUCUGCCCCAUCGUGCCUCCCCUCGACCUUCUCGCCGGUACAAGGGACGAGCUCCGCCCUCCUCUGUCUCUCCCUCCCCUCACCAUCACGCCUCUCCCACCACACCCUGCAUGCUCCCACCACACCCUGCAUGCUCCCACCACACCCUGCAUGCAUUUGCCCACCCCCGUGCCUCCUCCCUCGCUGCUCCCUCCCUCACACUGCGCGUGCCUUUCCCUGCCUGCACCUCAUUCAAGCAGCCUUCCCCCUCCCCGCACCCCCCUCCCCGUGUCAUCCUGCCCGCACCCCCCUCGCCGUGUCAUCCUCCCCGCACCCCCCUCGCCCUGCCCGCACACGGCAGACCCCGUGAGCCCGCCUGCGCUCCCUCGCCUCCACUUCCACUCGCUCCUCCCGCUCCUCCCCCCCGCCAUGCAACUUGCUGCGGGGGCAACCGCGCCUGCUGCUGCUCCUGCUGGUGGGGGGAGGGGAGUGAAAGGGGAGGCAGGGGCAGGUGUGGGGGCGGGCAGUGCAGGGGGGCGGGGAGGGCGGGGCAGAGGAGGGCGAGGGAGAGGGAGGGGAGGGAGGGGAAUGAAGCCGGCGGGCUGGGAUGCUGAGCCUCCCGCUGCCGUGUGUGCUGGUGGCGAGUCAGCUGAAGGUGGGGCGGUGGUGGCGGGUUCAAGGGUGAAGGCAGAGGCGGGCGAGACGGAGUGGGAGGAGGAUGCACCAUUGGGGAGGCAGCAGCAGCAGGGGGGGGUCAAGAGGCCGCUGGGGCAGCAGGGCGGAGCUCUUGUGGUGGCUCGGCCGAAGCAGAUGGUUCGGCGGAUGCUGGUGUGGCGGGCGAAUGAGCGCGAGGCGCUGAGAAAGGCCGUGCUGGCGUUCGGGUUGACCCGACUCUCCAUGGUAAGCGAGGGGGAGGGAAGAACGGAGCGGGGGCUUGUGCGUGCUGUGAGUGGUUGGUCACCCUCCACCGCCACCACCAUGCCAUACCGCACUCCGCUCCACGCCACCAACCCUCCCUCCCUCCCUCCCUCCCUCCCUCCCUCCCUCCCUCCCUCCCUCCCUCCCUCCCUCCCUCCCUCCCUCCCCCGCUCCCCACGUAUCUCUCCCCCCUCCGUGCGCUCCCCAUGCGAUCAGGUGCAGAGCAGCAUGCGGGCGAGCAUGAGGAGCGAGCGGCACGGGGCGGGCGAUGUGGUGGACGCCACGUGCCACUUCCUGCGCGCCUGCUCCACGCUGCAGCCCCCCGACGCCCUCGACCCGCGCGACCUCGCGUGGGCGCAGCGCCGCCUCGCCCACCUCGCGUCCCUCGCCCACGUGCCCCUGGGCGUGCCGGGGGACACUAGGGGCAGCGACGGGGGUGAUGACGGGGGUGAUGGUGAGGGAGACGGGGACGCAGCGGGAGGGGGAGACGCAGUGGGAGGGGGAGCGGGAGGGGACGGCAUAGCGCGGCGGGUGGGGUGGUGGGAGCGGGUGCUGGUGGCGAGCUGUGCGCGCACGUGGCUGCGCCGCCUGCGCCUGCUGGAGCAGCUCGUGCGUGGGGGGGGAGAGGUGUGGGUCAGGGGGCAGGGUGGUAUGGGGGCAGGGUGUUAUUGCGUUUUUACAACAAGCAACCAACCCCCCUACCUCCCUUUCCCCUCUCUCCCGUCCUCCGUGCCUCUCCUCUUCCUCCCUUUGGGGGCCCCCAAUGGUGGUGGGACCUCGCACGAGCACGAGGUGCUGGGAUUCAUGGCGCGCAGCAGCGGCUUCACCAUGGCAUGCCACCACGUCGCAGCGCUCACCGACGCCACGCUGCCCGCCCAUUGGUGGGCGCGCGACGCUGACCUGGCGCUGCUGCUGGGCGUGGCGGCGCACGGGUACGGCGCGUACGAGGCCGUGUAUGGCGAUGCGGACCUGGGGAAGUACAUUCGCAAGCCCCGGGGGGACAGGGGGGAGGGGGGGGAGGGGGGGGAGAGGGGGGAGAAGGGAGAGAAGGGGGAGCAGGAGGGGGGGCCGGGCGAGGGGGAGGGGUGGCUGGACGCAUACACGUUGACGCGGCGGUUGAAGCGCCUCAUCGAGCACCUCGUGCGCAUCAAGCGAACGCUGGCCAAAAAGCCGCAGCCUGCACCCGCCCUAGUGGGACCUCCCCCCGCCUUCACCCCCGCCCACUUCAAGCGCGCCCUCCCGCCUGCCUCCGAUGCCUGGGCUGCCCCCGGUGCCGCCGCCGCCGCCGCCGGUGCUGCUGCCGCCCCUGGUGCUGCUUCCGUUGCUGGCGGUGAUGGCGGGGAAGUAGGGGGAAUUGGGGCACGAUGGGCCGCACGGGGGAGAGGGAGGGUAGGCAGGGGAAGGCGAGUGGGAAGUGGGGGGAGAGGAGGGCGGGGGGAUCAGGGGCACGGAAUGGGGAAGGGAAGAGGAGGAGGGAGAGGAAGAGGGGGGGAAGCAGGAGGACGGUAUGAGGAAUACGGGGGGGAUGAGGAGGAGCAGUGGGGAGGGGAAGUGGAACACGGUGAGGAAUACGGGGAAGAGGGGGAUGACGGCAUGGGGGAGGAGGAGUGGAACGAGGAUACUCCUGUAGGGCGCGGUGGGGGGCGAGGGGAGGGCGGGCGAGGCGGUGCGGAGAGAGGGGGAGGGGCAAGGGGGCGGGGAAGGGGCCGCGGCAGGGGACGGGGAGGAGGGAGAGGCGGGGCAGCGGGUGGAGGGGCAGCCACCGCUGCUGAUGGGAGUGGAGGGGGUGGAAGGGGGAGGGGGAGAGGAGGGCGGGGGCGUGGUGGCACGAGGGGGGGCGGAAGAGGUGCAGGAGCGGUGGAGAUGGGUGUUGGAGGGGGGGAGAGAGAGGGGAAGGGCGGUAGGGGAGGGGGCGGAGAGGGCGAGGAGAUGGAGUGGGAGGGGCAGGCGGGGGAGGGGGGUGAGGGUGGCCGCGCACGGGCGCAUGGGGCAGGGUGGGGGCACGGGCAUGGGCAAGGGCAUGCAGGGGAGGGGCGAGGGGAAGGGAACAAGGCAGCGCAGGGGGGGGUGGACGCGGUGUGGAGCCGCAAGGAGAAGCUGGAGCUGCUGCGCCUGCUCAUGCUGUGGGGGCUGCCCGCUGAGCAGCAGCAGGGCAGCAGCAGCAGCGGCAGCAGCAGUGUGAGCUGGCAGCAGCUGCGCGACCACUCGCACGUGCCGUCCGUGCUCGCCAGGUCAGCAGCCUCCGUGGCGGCGUGCUUCGAUGACGUCAUCGCUGAGAUGCAGCGCCGCCUGCAGGGCCUGCCUGCCUCCUCGCCCUCCACCCCUGCCACCGGGCCUGGCGCUGCUGGCGGCGCUGCUUCUAGCUCUGGCUUGGCAGCAGCAGCAGGAGGAGAGGAAGGAGAGGAAGGAGGGGAAGGCGAGGAAGGGGGUGGUGGUGGCGUGUCGGGCAAGAGGACAUUUGCGCUGGGAGAAAGCCACCCUGCCUCCUGCCCGGUAAUGUGCUGUGGCGCACCAUCUGCCAUGUGGCGCACCAUCUGCCAUGUGGCGCACCAUCUGCCAUGUGGCGCACCAUCUGCCAUGUGGCGCACCAUCUGCCAUGUGGCGCACCAUCUGCCAUGUGGCGCACCAUCUGCCAUGUGUGCAUCCCACUGCUCCCUUUGUAUUCCUUUUUCCAACGCUCCUCAUACACACAUGCCACCACCUCCGCCUCAACCGCUCUUCCUCCUUCCUCUCUGCCCUGGACUGCCCUCUGUUUCGCCCCUGCCGCCCCGCGCAGUCCGUGAGUUGAUGCCAAAACCUUUUCCCUUUUCCUUUUCUCCCGCUGCUCCACUCCUCCGGCCGUUUCUCCUGCAUGCAUUGCCCCUCUGCUUCUCCAACCUUUCAUCUCCCACCGCGGCGCUGCAUUCUCCCCCCCUCCACCAGGAGCGGCUGCUAGAGCGGUUGGAGGCGGUGGAGGUGCUGCGGCGGGCGGUGGCGGUGUUUGGCGGGGACUGGUUCCGGCUGGGCCUGUCCACGUACAAGUCGCACGACCUGCCCGCCUGGUGGCGUGCCGGCAUCCACGAUAAAGGGCUUGUUAAGGGCAUAUUCUUGCACGGGUACGGGGCGUGGGCGGCCAUCAUGAAGGACCCCGAGCUGCCCUUCGCGGCGCUCAUCGCGCCCAGCAAGGCCGCCAAGGGCAAGGCGGGGCCGCGCAAGGCCGCGGCAGAGGCGGAGGCCAGUGGCGCCGGCGAGGGCGGGAGAGGCGGCAGCGAGCAGGAGGACGAGGACGGGGGGGGCGGGGGAACGGCAGGGGAGGGUGCGCCGAAGGCGAAGGUGCUUGUGAGGAGAGUGAAGUAUCUGGAGAAGAUGUUGAAGCGGCAGCUCAUCAAGCGUGAUAGCUCGGGGCCUCGUAAGCGCAUGUCCGCUGCUGCCAAGGCCUAUGCUGCCGCUACCGCUGCCGCUGCCGCUGCUGCUGCCGCUGCUGCUGCUGCAGCUGUUGGUGGUGCUGCUGGUGAUGCCAAGCCUGCUGCUGGCACUCUCAGUGGUGCCGCUGCUGCUGCUGACGUGGACGCAGAGCAGCAGCGAGUGCAUGGACACAUGGCUCCUGCUGGUUGGCUGGCAGGUGCACUCAGGGCUGGAGAAGGGGGAGAUGUGGGAGGCGGCAGGGGAGCAAGUGGGGGAGGAAGUGGGGGAGGAAGCGGGGGAGGAGUGAGCCUGGAGUUCUCACUAGAGAGGGGCGCGGGUGCUGCAGGAGUAGGUGGGGGGGGAGCACGAGGUGUUCAUCCGAGUGGCGCUGUUGCUGCUGGGCGUGGUGGUUCGGCCAGAAUUGUGGAUGGAGGUUUAGGCUUGGGAAUAGGAGGUAUUGGAGGAGGUAUGGGUGGAGGUAUGGGCGGAGGUAUGGGUGGGCUCGACCUGAAUUUGGUCUUGGACGAGGGCAUGGAGGAGGACUAG